This is a messenger RNA of Ilex paraguariensis (yerba mate), 1194 nucleotides long. The record is from the annotation of a GenBank genome assembly. NCBI's taxonomy places the organism in Eukaryota, Viridiplantae, Streptophyta, Magnoliopsida, Aquifoliales, Aquifoliaceae.
AUGCCACCUGUCCUGCCAUCAUCAGAACUUCAAGAGCUAUGUCGGGUUGUUUCCAGUGGAAUUGGCAGCUUAGAUGACUUGGAAGCGAGUGUUAGUAACUUCUCCGUUCCUAUUACUGCGUCCGCCAUUACCCAAGUCCUUGAUUCCUGUAAAAACGAAGCAGCCACAAGAAGGCUGUUGAGAUUCUUUUCUUGGUCGCGGAAGGAUUUGGGUAGUGAGUUAGGAGAUGAGGUUUUCAAUCACGCGAUUCGGGUUUUUUCUGAAAAGAAAGACUUUACAGCAAUGGACAUUUUGAUAUCAGACCUUGACUUUGGUGCUGUAGUUCAGACAUUGGUUAAGUUAGGGAGAGUCGAUGAAGCUUUAGGGAUUUUCAAGAACUUGGGCCAGUUCAAGUGCCCCCAAGAUGGUGUUACUAUCACUGCCAUUGUUAGUGCUCUUUGUUCCAAAGGGCAUGCUAAGAGAGCAGAAGGGGGGAAUGUGAAGGAAGCUAGGAGAACUAUAAAAGAGAUGAAGUCUGCUGGUAUUAUGCCUGAUCUUUUCUGCUUUAACACAUUCCUCAGUUGUCUUUGCGAGCGGAACCUUAAAUCUAAUCCUUCAGGUCUCGUUCCUGAAGCUUUAAAUGUAAUGAUGGAGAUGAGGACUUAUGGCAUUGCCCCAACCUCAAUCAGUUACAAUAUAUUGCUGUCUUGUUUGGGUAGAACCAGAAGAGUCAAAGAAUCUCUUCGAAUUCUCAAAACAAUGAGAAAAUCAGGUUGUUUUGCUGACUGGGUCACUUAUUAUCUUGUUGCAAGAGUUUUGUAUUUGACUGGUAGAUUUGGUAAAGGAAAGGAAAUAGUUCAUAAGAUGACUGAAGAAGGGCUGGUUCCAGAACAGAAGUUUUACUAUGAUUUAAUUGGUGUUCUUUGUGGAGUUGAGAGGGUGAAUUAUGCUCUUGAGCUAUUUGAGCUGAUGAAACAAACCUCGAUUGGUGGUUAUGGGCCAGUUUACGAUGUGCUUAUACCAAAAUUUUGUAGAGGAGGAGACUUUGAAAAAGGUAAAAAACUUGGGAUGAGGCGACAGCUAAGGGUGUGGCUCUUCAUUGUUCGAGUGAUGUGUUGGACCCCUCAAUCACAGAGGUGUUCAAGCCAAAAAGGAAGAUGGAGGAGAGAGUCAACCUUGUGGAUUAUGCCCCACCCAAAACUCGAGCACAAAUAA